UCCGCACCGCCCCGGAGAAGACCGCCACACCGCGGAAGCACCGUGGACAGUCUGCACGCUCCACGGCACCGCCCUCGGCGACGCGACGACGCGACGACGGCCCGCUGUACCAGUGUACCAGUGACGACGGUACGACGUACCAGUGCACCGAGUCCAGCAGACUGGCACACUGCUCCGCCGCCCUCCAGUGUCGCUAUCACACCGUGGAUUGACUAGGAACAGCAGCAAGGAUGGAGCUGAGCGUGACUCUGCUGGCGGGGGGCGCCAUGUUCCUGGUGCUGGUGUACCAGGUCCUGAUCGUGGUGUCCAGGCGGCGGUACUUCGUCAAGGCCGUCAACGCACUGCCCGGGCCCAAGCCCCACCCCCUGUUCGGCAACGUGCCCGACCUCAUGGUGCCUCCGAACAAAAUGUUUGAGGCGUGGGACCGCAGACACCGCACCAACGCCACGCUGUUCCGAACCUGGAUCGGACCGUACGCCGAGAUCAACCUCAAGGAGCCUGAACAAGUAGAGGCGAUCCUGAGCAGCUCCAAGCACAUCACCAAGUCGAACGCGUACCGGUUCCUCCAGCCCUGGCUCGGCACCGGGCUGCUCACCAGCACGGGCAGCAAGUGGCACACGCACCGCAAGAUGAUCACCCCCACGUUCCACUUCAAGAUCCUCGAGGCCUUCCACGACGUGUUCGUCGAAAAGUGCGAGAUCCUGGCGCAGAAGCUGGCCAGGGUGGCCGACGGCAAGACCGAGUUCGACAUGUACCCCUUCAUCACGCACUGCACCCUGGACAUCAUCUGUGAAACGGCCAUGGGAGUCAAGAUCAACGCGCAGGACAGCACCGAGAAGAGGAGUGACUACGUCUCGGCCAUUUACGAGAUCAGCGAGCUGACGCUGAAGCGCGCGCAGAGGCCGUGGCUCUUCCCCAACGCCACGUUCUACCUGACGGACAUGGGCCGGCGCUACAAGCGCUGCCUCUCCAUCCUGCACGGCUUCACCAACAAGGUCAUCCGCGACCGCUCCGCCCUGCGCGCCUCGCAGAAGGCCCAGCCGGACCCCGUCAGCGGCGACGGCACGGAGGACGACCUGGGACUCAAGAAGAGGACGGCGUUCUUGGACCUGCUUCUGGACGCGCGGGAGGCCGGCGCGCAGCUCACCGACGAGGACCUCAGGGAGGAGGUCGACACGUUCAUGUUCGAGGGCCACGACACGACGACCGCCGGGCUGUGCUGGGCGCUGUUCUUGCUGGGAAAUAACCCGCGCGUACAGGACGCCGCGGCCGACGAGCUGGACACCAUCUUCCAAGGCUCGGACCGCGCCCCCACCGUGCGCGACCUGCAGAACAUGAAGUACCUGGAGCGCGUCAUCAAGGAGACCCUGCGCCUCUUCCCGUCAGUGCCCUUCAUCGGCCGCAAGGUGUUCCAGGACGUCGACCUCGGCGGCUAUAAGGUUCCCGCCGGCUGCAUGAUCAACAUCCCCAUCUACCACAUCCACCGCAACCCCAGCCAGUGGCCGUCGCCGCACACCUUCGACCCGGACAACUUCCUGCCCAACCGCGUGGCCGAGCGCCACCCCUACUCCUACGUGCCCUUCAGCGCCGGGCCCAGGAACUGCAUAGGUCAGAAGUUCGCCCUGAUGGAGGAGAAGACGGUGCUGUCCUACAUCCUCCGGAACUACCGCGUGCACUCGGCCGAGCGCCUGGAGGACCUCACCCUCAUGAUCGACCUCAUCCUGCGGCCAGAGUCGGGCAUCCGAGUCAAGCUGGAGCCGCGGAGGCCGAAGGCGGCCGCCUGAACCCCUCCCACUCCGAAAGCUGAGGCGUCACACAGUGGGCCGGAAGACCGGUGGAGGCGGCCAA
Messenger RNA from Thrips palmi, 1848 nucleotides. RefSeq names its product cytochrome P450 4C1-like. Gene Ontology annotation, molecular function: oxidoreductase activity, acting on paired donors, with incorporation or reduction of molecular oxygen; heme binding; monooxygenase activity. The transcript has 11 exons. Bases 231 to 1784 code for a protein of 517 amino acids. NCBI's taxonomy places the organism in Eukaryota, Metazoa, Arthropoda, Insecta, Thysanoptera, Thripidae. The record is from RefSeq and is a predicted model, not a curated record.